Schizosaccharomyces japonicus yFS275 is the source of this 3115-nucleotide messenger RNA. RefSeq names its product CMGC/CLK protein kinase Lkh1. The record is from RefSeq and is a predicted model, not a curated record. Gene Ontology annotation, biological process: negative regulation of G1/S transition of mitotic cell cycle; cellular response to oxidative stress; negative regulation of transcription by RNA polymerase II. Gene Ontology annotation, cellular component: nucleus. Lineage: Eukaryota; Fungi; Ascomycota; Schizosaccharomycetes; Schizosaccharomycetales; Schizosaccharomycetaceae. Gene Ontology annotation, molecular function: nucleotide binding; protein serine/threonine kinase activity; kinase activity. The coding region runs from base 798 to 2636 and encodes 612 amino acids. The transcript has a single exon.
GUGCUCUCGAAUGAGUGGAAAGUUUGUAACUGAGUUUGAGUAAAAAGUUGGCGCCAUGGGAUAGGUUUCCCAAGGCAUAUCUACCGCAUUGUUGACCCGGUGAUGUCGUCCAUUAAACUACCGAAGGCAAUUGAGCGUAGUGUCCGGUGUGACUCAACCAACCGGUUACGACAGAUCCUCACGCCGCAUCUUGUUCAUUUGUGAGUCACGCGGAAACAUUCUCCGCUCACCACACAGUUUGGCGUUCUCUUUUCCCAACUUCUAGCUCGAAACUGCUUUCUACCACUACAAUUCACUACCCAUCACUUGUCACUCCCCGUACGCCGACCGAGAGAGCUUUUACGGCAGCUGUGUCGAGCAGAGUCCGGCAACGUUAACAAGUUUUGUUCAUCUUGUUGCAAUUUAACAAAUUUUAUUUAGACAGUUGCUCUGUCUGUAGCGAAAACCGUCUUUUUAUACGUUAUCUAGCGGUUCUAGAAGUGUUUUUUUAGUGGACUAUUUUUCAGUGGUCAUCGUUUCCACGGUUUUUUUCCUUCCAUAUUUGUGACCUUUUUUUCCUUCAAAUCGAAGUUUGAGAGAACAUAUAUAAGCAAUUCUCAGCACUCGUUGAUCGUUGUGUUUCUCGUGCUUCUGGACUCAACUUCUUCACUUGAUCUCUUGAGUCUUUUAUUCUUUUUCUUGUUACGAACGAAUUCGUUGAUUGUGAACUCGGCCUUUGUUCCUAUUGCAGGCUUUUCGCCAACUCUAUUCUCUUUCAGGUUCCGAAAGAGUUGCUUCGACUGACACUUGUUUCCUCUAUGGCAUCUACUGUGACAGCGACAAGUUCUGCGUUUGCUGGUAAUAAUAGCCCGUACAUGGACUUCAACGAUUGCGGGAGAAAACGUCGUAGAAGACAGCGUCCCAACUGGCAGGAAUUUUACAAAAACGGGUUUCCCCAAGAAGUCAUUGUUAUUGAGGACUCGGCUUCGCCUCGGGCAUCCCCAUUUGAUUCAACGAAACAUGCCGCCAGCGUUUGGAAUGGCUACAAUGGUGGCUACGAAAACUGGACCGACGUAGCGAAUGGUCCUGCUCUUGCGAACGGCGGCGCCAACACGCAAGAGGCCGCUGCAACAACCCAGCCUUUCAUGCAACAGACUUAUGCGUCUUCUCUGGCCGCAGCAGCUCCUGCACGCAACUCUAUUCCCACAGCGGCAGGUUACCGGUCUACGGGAAUGCCUUACAAUGGUGCGGCUGCUGCUACACCUUCCUCGACUCUGGCUUUGUCCACUGGAAACAAUCUGUCAGCCACUAAUGCUCCUGUUUCUUCGAGCUACUCUACUCUUGCCAACGGCAUGCCCUUGUCGCCUACACUGGCGGUUUGGAUGCCGAUGACCCAAUCUAUGUAUCAACCUCCAAUGCCAAAUGCUACUUACCAUCCCGAAGCCCUAUGUCCCCGUCUACGCCCACGUUCCUCAAACAGUAUUGGAGCGGCUCUUACAAACACUGCGGCAGUCCAGCCAGCGAAACGGAAACGCGCAUCCCCUCCAACGAAGGUUGAGCGUGUUCAGGUUCCCAUCGUUCCCGACACUUCUGGAUUGGGUCCGGCUGACUUUGAUGAAGAAGACGGCCAUUACAAAGUCGUCGCUAACACAAACUUUACGUCCCGAUACACGAUCCUUAGACUUCUUGGUCAGGGAACGUUUGGUAAAGUUGUUCAAUGUUUUGACCAAGUCACCAAAAAGUUCUGUGCUAUUAAAAUUAUCCGUUCUAUUCCAAAGUACCGUGAAGCCAGUCUCAUUGAGCUUCGUGUUCUCAAAACAAUCUCCCAAAACGAUCCGGACAACGAAAACAAAUGUAUCCAAUUGCGUGACUAUUUUGAGUUCAGAAAACAUGUCUGUAUCGUUACGGAUCUGUACAGCUGGAGUGUUUUUGAUUUUCUGAAAAGUAACAAUUACAUCCCGUUCCCUGCAAAACACAUCCAAUCAUUUGCGCGACAACUUUUCAAAAGUGUUGCCUUUUUGCAUGAACUUAAUCUUGUUCAUACUGAUCUUAAGCCGGAAAACAUCUUGCUUGUUUCUAACGCAUGCCAUGCCGUUCGUUCACCAACGCUUGGAUUCGUGCAAAAAAUCUUGGACAACUGUGAUAUAUGCUUAAUUGACUUUGGAAGUGCAACUUUUAAUGAUGAGUAUCACUCAAGCGUUGUUAGCACACGACACUACCGUGCGCCCGAAAUUAUACUUGGCAUGGGCUGGUCUUUCCCUUGUGAUAUUUGGAGCAUCGGUUGCUUAAUUGUAGAGCUAUUCACGGGACAAGCUUUGUUCCAGACGCAUGAAAAUUCAGAACACCUUGCCAUGAUGGAACGAAUUAUUGGCAAGUUUGAUCGCAGUUUUGUAAACCGUGCUGCAAGACCUGCUCGUAAAAUGUUUGAUUCGAAGGGAAAUGCCAUGUAUCCUUUGUCGAAUACGCCAAGAAAGAACGUUAAAUACGUGGAAUCGCUGAAAUCGCUGGAACAGAUCUUUGCUCCUACAUGCAUGGAGAACGUAUUACUCCUCGAUCUUCUGCGAAAAAUAUUUGUCUAUGAUCCCGCCAAACGGAUUACAGCGCGCGAGGCUUUAUGGCAUUCGUAUUUCUCUUACGAAAUCGCAUCUCCUCUUUAAGCAAUGUUUAAAACGAUAAUCCUUGCUCUCUGUGUAUAUGAUUUGCUAUGGGCAUUGGCCAAGGUUCACAUGCAUAACGUCUCUGCAUGUGUUCUCUUUGGUUGAUGUUUCGUCAGAAUGUUCUGUGUUUUAAUUCGCCCAACGAUUAACAGGUUGCGAACUUUCAUUCAUACAUAACGUUUCCCUUUUUCGUUUAAAGUUUUCCCUUGAUUCAUUUUGUUUUUGGUUAACAACUAGUUUUCGAAUGCCUUGCCUUGAUCUUGAUGGCAUCGCUGUAACUUCAUUUCCCCCUUCAUGACGAAUAAUAUUGAUCUUGUAUAGAGUCCGUGAGACACAAUCACCUUCUACGGCAGGCUUCCGUGGACGUUUAGUAGUUAAUUCUAUAGAAAAAAAGAGAGACGAAGAUGAAGCUUUCUCAAUUUAUGUAUGUACAAUAAGAAACCUCUAAACAUAAUAGACCUUUGUUAACUUUCGAUAGG